Molecule: messenger RNA, 381 nt
Organism: Parnassius mnemosyne (clouded apollo)
Lineage: Eukaryota; Metazoa; Arthropoda; Insecta; Lepidoptera; Papilionidae
Source: the annotation of a GenBank genome assembly
AUGAAAAGCUUCGUCGUUGUGUGCUUUUUCGCGGUGGUGGGUGUAGCCCUCUGCCGGCCCGAGCACUACACCGACCGUUACGACAACGUCAAUUUAGACGAGAUCCUCGACAACCGUCGCCUGCUCGAGCCCUACGUUAAGUGUAUGCUUGAUAAGGGCAAGUGCACACCUGAUGGCAAAGAACUCAAAUCACACAUUAAAGAGGCUCUCGAGAACAACUGCGGGAAAUGCACAGAGAAGCAGAAAUCUGGUACAAGGCGUGUCAUUGGUCAUUUAAUCAACAACGAGAAAGAUUACUGGAAUCAGCUCACCGCUAAAUACGAUCCACAGCGCAAAUACGUGGUCAAGUACGAGACAGAACUACGCAAAGUUGCUGUUUAA